CUGUGUCGCCCGCGCCGAAAGAACUUCGGAUAUUCGGCGCCUAUAGCCAGUCAGCCAGCCAGCCAGCUAGCUUAGCCCAAUUUGCUCCUCGCGGAUAUUUACCCCUUAUAAGAGUACACUGCAAGCACAUUGGGGGUCGUCGCCGGUGCUGAGCAGGCCGUGUACACGGUCGCCGUCCCGGGGUUGUGUUGAUGCCGAGGCGGCGUAUAUGAUCGGCGACAGUCUUCAGUGCGUUUCGUGGCCUUCAUCCGCGUACUCCAUCUGGCUGAAAGUUUCUACGACGGAAAUGUGAGAAAGCGUACGGACUCGGAAUGGCGGCGAGCCUGCUGCUGCUGCUGGCUGGCUGACGUGUUCUCUUGCUGUCUUUACAUUUUUUAUAUAUUAAAUUUACUCGUCUUCUGGACAGGACGACGAUGACAGCGUAAACGGGGCGACGACGACAAAAACGACGAGGAAACUGUGCGCAGUUCUUCCCCACGCGACGCUUCUUUUUUUCUGUUUCCGCUGGCCCUGCUGCUGCCGUGUCCGUCGUCGGGUGCGUUUGUGUGUGUGUCUGUGCUUGCGUACGUUCGUUUUUGUGACCGCGUUGUGUCGAGACGACGCGUACUCUGCUGCGUGUUUUUUUUUUCCUCGAAGCGAAACGAAGCGAAAAAGAAAAGCUACCAGAAGUGCGGGGCCAAACAACCACUCAUCUCCACCUGAUUGCGAGAAGUGGCGGCCGUCGAGUGCGCGUGUGUGUGCGCGCGCGAUCUUCCAUCUAUACGUAGUGGCGUGUUUUCGGAGGGGAUCUUAGAUGACGACGGCGAGGGAGUCGUCGGAUGAACUGCGCAGUUGAUGGACGGCUGCCCCUGAGCCCAUCCUCUGUUCCUCUUCCAUCAAGCGGAAGUUCAAGCAUCGGCAGCCGUCUGUCUUCAGACACCAGUCCUUCUAGCAUGGCCUCUGCACCAUCCUCAGAGAGCGUUUCUAGAAAGACAUCCUCAGGAGCAUUGAGUGCAAAGAUCAACAAUGGCCUGGAUUCUAGCUUCGACAUCAGUUUUUCAAGCAUAGAGGCUUGUGCAUCUCCCGAGAUAAUUAAGAAGCAAUCUGAACACUCGCCUGCACAUGGGGACAUGUCUUUCAAUGAAGCGCUCAGCAGGUACAAGAGGAAGAUGGGCGAUGUGAAGCGCCAGCUGAGCAAGCGUGAUGAGCUGAUCAGGCUGCUGACUGAACGGCUGGAGGAGACCCGCCAGGAACAGGAGCGGGCCCAGCGGGAGGCCUCCCAGCAGGAGCACGCACUCGCCCAGGAAGUGAGUCAGCUGAAGCGCGAGCUCCAGCUGUGCAUGGAGCUCCUUGAGGCCCGAGGUGGGGACACUGGCCUGAGGCAACAGCACCAGCAGAUGCUGAACACAAGGAACGAGGCACUAGAGCAGCUCCAGCAGAAGGUGGAGGCCCAGGAGCAGCAGAUCGCCAUGCUGCAGCAGAUACGCACUGACCUGCUCAGCCGACUGGCAGCUGCUGCUGCUUCUCUAGGUCCUGAGGAAGGCGAGAUUGUUACAAGCAAUGGCAGCCACCCCGACUACUUGGCCUCAGGAGAAUGCAAAGCUGCCAGCCCUUCAGUAGUCGGCUGCCGUGGGGACGCUGUUGCGCUGACUCUCAUGCCUCUCUCGGAACUCCCCAGACAGCACUUACAAGGCGACACCACCCCCGAGCAUCUUCCGUCCCCAGAGCACACAGAAUGUGAUGAGAAUCAUAUCCUCAGCUGCAAACAAGUUGUUUGCAGCCACCUUUCUGACUGGAUGGCUGCCCGCUCCCUCAGUAUUGACAGCCACGCUGACAUUGAAACCAUUUACAAUGAUCUUAAAUUGUUCGCCAUGCAGGGCCUUGAGUAUGCAGCUGCUUGCGAAGCUUAUAACAUCCCCAUGCCAAACCCAGCCGAUCUUCUGGAAGAGGUGGCCACGUUGCACACAAAGGUGACAGCACUCGAAGAAGAUCUGAAAGCUCUGGAAGGGGAAAUGAUCCACGCGCGGGCUGAGAAUGACAACCUUCGCCGUGACUCAGUGGCAACAGAAGAGAAACUCAAAACGCUGUGUAAGGAGCGAAAUUUGGCAUUGAACUCCAUCAAAGAAAGUGAGUAUCAGCGUGCUAAAGAAGAAGUGGAGGACGAGAGCUUGCUGGAGGUUUACGAACUGCAGACGGAGUGCAUCCGCCUCGAGCAAGAGAAGAAGGCGUUAGAGCAGCAGCGCACACGUCUGCUGUCUGGCGAUCAGUCACCCUGCGUGUCACCCAUUCCUUCGGCACUCAUGUUGCCUGAGCGAGUCCGACAUAGCUCAGCUGUGCAGACAGACGACAUGGAGAUGGCCAAAUCUGCUCUGGAGAGCAAUGGCACUGCCCUUGCGCAGGCCGUUGACAAGAGGUUAUCACUUGACUCUUUGAGUGCAUCAAUAGAGCUUGAUGAAGGUGAAAAUGAGAAGGGUGCGUACGAUGCACUAGUUGCAGAGAACAUUCGUCUCACAGCAGAGAGGCAGCGGGUGGAGAGCGAUUUGGAAGUUGUCCGAGAGAGGUUAUGUGGUGCAGAGGAGUUGAUAGAGAAACUGAAGGCAGAGUUGGAACGGGAGCACGGUAGCCUAGAGCAGCUUGUUGCUCAGACAGAAGAGAUGCUGAGGGCGACAGCCAACACUGAUCUGUGCAGCCGCGACAAGCACAUCUUCCUGGAAAACCAGAGCCUCAAGUGCCAAGUGGUGCUUUUGAGUAGCCGCUUGGAACAGGAGAAGAACUUUGCAUCAGCACUCAAGCGACACGUCCAGUGCCUCGGCUCAAGGGACGAGUCCUUCCAGAAGAUUGUCAAGGACUUGACCAACCGGCUGCUGAGCGGUGGCGAGCGACUGCGGUCUUCUUUGGAUAGGUGCCGUCAGCUGGAGCAGGCACUUGCCAAAUCGGCGGCCAAGGCCAAACGGUUGGAGGCAGAGCUGCAUCAGUUAAGAGAAAACCUGAAGGCAUCAGGUGAUGUGUCUGUGGACUGUGUAAAACAUGUGAGCAGGGAACAUAGUGCUUUAGCGGAGGAAUGUAGGCACCACGAGGAAGCAAACAUUGAGGCAUCGGACACUGGAUCCAGGAAAGGGAGCAGCGGAGAGGGAAGCGUGAUCGAUGAAGUGAAGCCACUUGCCAUUCAGCGCAUGCAGCUGGAGCUGGAAGAAAAAGAGCUUCUGCUGUCGAACCAGGAGCUUUGUAGCCGUGCCUCUCAGCGGCUAGAACUGUGUCGGCAACGAGAAGAGCUGCACGUGGAAUACGGGGAGCGUCUCUCAGCCGUGUUGGCAGCCCUCAAGGACUCUUGCCGGAGAGAGCUGCUUUCUUUUCAAGAAUGCCUUGUACGCGAGUCAUCGCUCCAGCUGCUCCGCCUCCGAGAAACUCAUCAGGCAGACAUUGCAGCCCUGAAGCAGAGGCAUGCAGAACAAGUGGAGCAGCUGCGAGCUAAGCUGCUCGCAACCGAGACAGCACAGUCAUCGGCUGCCGAGGAAGCGGACGCAGUGCUUGCAGAGUUGCGCCAGCGGCAGCAGGCAGAGUAUGAGCAGCUUCUUCCCCGCUUGGACCCCGACCUGCAACUCAAGCUGCAGGCCCUGGUGGCUCUGACGCUGCGAAUACACCAGGUGGAGAAUGAACGUGCCCUGUCCUCUGCACAGGAGCAUCUCACCAGUGAGAAGCAACGGUUGUGGGAAGCACUGAAAGCCUGCAGCCAGGUGCAAAGGGAAGCUCUAGAAGCUCAGCUGGAACAUGAGCAGAAGGCUGCUCUCAGGGAACAGUACCAAGCCCUGCUCAAUGACAUGGGACAAGCACAAGGCACUGACAGCUCCGUCCGCCCAAUCAGCCCUGCUGCUGCUGGAGACAGCCCUGAGGUACUGCAGCUCUCUCAUAUCAUCAAGGGCCAUCUGCAAAGCUCAACAGAGGUGCUUUUUGGUCUUCUGAAGGAGCGGAUAGACAAGGACUUCUACACUGCCCUCAAUCGGUUGACUGAUGAAUGGAAGGCAAAGUAUGCCAACACCCCUGGUUCUGCAGCGACAGAAGAUUCAGCCACGACGGCCAGAGACGAUGCAGAGGCACUGGUGCAUGAUCUCGGGAAGCAUCUGGAUUCAGCCAAAGAAGCCGAGCAGUUGGUGCUGUCCUUCCACCGUCUGGGUGAGGAGCUCAGGACGGGGCUACACUCACAGCUGGAACAGCUACUCGGCAUCUACCGGGAGCUCCACAGCAAGAUGGACACUGCCUCGGCCCUCGAGCGCUACCGAGGUCUGUGCGAGCAGCUGUGCUCGGGCGCCCCAGCUGACCCUGCCUCCCUGCAGCACCAGCAGGACUUGCAGCUGAAGGCACUGAGGGCAAGCCUGGAGGAGCAGCAUUCUCAGGAGAAGACGGCACUCCUCUCCGAGCAGGUGGUACGUACCAAGGAGCUGCUGAGCAAGCAUCGGGAAGAAGUGGAGCAGCUGGAGAAAACUGCAGAGGCAAGGCUGGCUGACGAGCGCCGACGCCUGACGGAAGAGCUGGAUGUCCUGCGUUGCAGUCUCUGGGAAAAGGAACAGGCUCUUAGCCGGGCUGCCAACGAACAGCAGGCGAAGGCUUCUGCCGAAAUGGCAGAGCUCAUCAACAAACACAGUGAAGAGGUUCAGAAACUGUCCUCCGCCCUCGAGGAAGAGCAGAAAAAGACAGAAUCACUCCGCAGUGCACUUGAUUCUCUCAAGAAAGAAAGGGACGAAAUCGUAGAGCUUGCAGAGAGCAUCACAAGGGCCAGCUCGGACUCGGUGGUUGACCCAAGCACUGCAAUUAGACGACUUGCAGAAGAGAAUGCAACAUUGCGACGAGAGGCUGAAGCGGCACACACUGAAUACGAGUCUAUGCUCUCCGAGGAGAAGAAUAGGCUGAAAGAUGAAGUGGAGACUGUUCGUGCCGAGUACGAGUCUGCACUGCAGAAUCUUGAGGAGAAGCUCCGAGGGGCCGAGGUCGACCACAGGAGACAUCUGGAGGAACUGCUUGCAAGCCAGGAGCAGUACCAGGAAGAAGUGAAGUUGAAAGACGAAGAGCUACUUCUGCUGAAGCAUGAAGUGGAGCAGUACGCUGACACGCUUGGCUCGCAAAGACUAGAGUUUGACCAGGAGCUGGAGAACAUUGAGCGGAGGCUGGAGACCAAGCACGCUGCCGAGAUUGAGUCACUCAAGUCGGAGCACAGGGCAAACAUUGAGGUGCUGAGAGAGAGUUUGCAACGAGAACUGCUGGACGUCAAGGCUGGCUACGAGGAGCAGCAACAGAAGCUGCGGAGGAGCCUCGAGACCGAGCACAACUUGGUGGCCAACUCACAGAAGGCACAGUUCGAGCUGGCACUGGAGGCCCUGAAGAAAACGCACAAAACGCAGAUGGAGAAGUUGAAAGAACAGCAUACGAGGGCUGUGGAACAACUCAACAAGGAAAGAGCACAGCUGGAACAGCACAUGGCUGACGAGAGAACAUCUGCCAUCAAAGACAUGAAAAGCAAGCUGGAGGCUAACUACACAGAGAUUGUUGACACCGCCAGGAUGGAAUGUGCUGCUAGGGUCAAACAGCUGCAAGAUGAGCUAGAAAAGAUGGAACAACAGCUGAGCUCUUUACGUCAACGGAACGAGGAGGGCCGGCCAGUUGAAGAGGAACUGGUUCCUGCAACGGCCAGUCAGUCUGCUGCAGAAAAGCCUGCAAAGUCUGUAUCGGUCGAUAGUUUAGAUGGGAAGCACCCUGAAGAAAAAGAUGAAGGUACUGCUCAUGAAGCCAUUCAGCCAAAGCUUCGUGCAGCCACUGCUGGCACAGAAAGCAGUGCGAGAGAGGCCUCGGCAGAAUGGUCAGACAUUUCCGUGGAAGACAUCCUGUACGAGCGGUCAGAGCUUCUGAAGCAGUUGAAGAGCUUGAGCGCCACUGUGGACAAGCUGCAGGCAGAAAAAGAAGACCUGCAUGAGCAGCUUCGGAAAGCGAACGACGAGCUUGCCUCUAAGGAAAUCAGGGCGACUUCACGAUCUCCAAGUAAGGCCCUGCUUCUCAGAAUCCCUUGUCGGCCAUUUUCGGAAGAGAAGGCCAGCCCGCUCUACACAUGCAGUGGUGGUGUCUUCUGUUCUAGGGAGUGGCUCGCAGGCUCAGGGCUGACAGCCAAUGAGAUUCAGUCUUGGCAGCUGCACACGGCACAGACCAACACGCGUCUGUUGAAUGUGCUGUCUGAUCUCGUGAAGACUUACGUGGACACAGAGCAGGAGAUUCAGGAUGCCUUAGGUCACCUGGGGCUGUCACGUGUUGAUUCACCGGCGUCCAACACGGCCGCUGAUGAGGACUACUCUAGCCUUGGGGGCAUGAGCUGCCAAACCCAAGGCUCAAAGGAAGACUUUGGUGAUGGCUUCCUCUCAGAGCUGUGCGAGGAUGGACCUGACCUGACACCACGCACCUGGGACAUGUUUGCCUCGGCUAUUGGAAUGCAGGACACUUCAGAGAUGGAGGGAGAAGACGUUGUCCUUGGUGCAAGCCGUCGGCUACGCACAGCUGUAGACCGGGUGCUGCGGCUGUUGGCAGAGGUGUCGGAGCACCGUGGAGAAGACUUCCGAGGCCUUGUACAGCGCAACCGGGACCUGUGCCAGGAGUUGCGCCAGGAAAGCCAGCUGCACAACCAGCUCGCACUGGACCUCCUGCAUGCUCAGGAGCGAGGUCGUGCCCUGGAGCUGGAGAAGCAGCGCCUAGAGGACACGGUGUCUCAGCUGGAAGAGCAGCGAACAGAGCUGCAGCGGGAGGUUCGGAGCCUGCGGGCGCGUGCCCAGCGUCUUGAGGAUGCUCGGGAAUCGCUCGGGGAACAGCGCCAGCUUCUGGAGGAGCAGCGCCGCAUGCUGCGCGAGGGGUUGCACGAACCUCAGAUCACACAAAGCGCUACUUCUACAUCUGAGCAAGCACCGACUGAAGCGCCUGAAGGGCUGCUGGAAGAGCACGAGCGGCUGAGCGAGGAGAAGCGGCGCCUGGAGCGCAGCCAGGACCAGGAGCGGGAUGCUCUGGCAGUGCGCCUCGCAGAGCUGGAGGCAGCACUCGAGGAGGCAUCGACACAGCGCGAGGAGCUCCUGGAGAGCAGGCGCCUCGAGGUGGCAGACUUGCAGGCGCAGAUCGACGCCAUGGACAAGCAGCUGCUGUCACACAAGAAGUUCAUUGAGGAGCAGACGCACGAGCGGGAACAGGAGCGCGAGGACUUUGCCCAAGAACUGGCCAAGUUGCAAGAAGCACUGAAAGACAAGGAGAAAAUUCAGAACUGCGAGCAACGCCUCUCAAAGGAGAUUGAGUCCCUGGAGCAGCAACUACGGAUGCGAGUAGAGGAUCAUGGACUGGUACUGCGAAAGCGUGACCAGCUCGAGGCCGAAGUUCGCUCUCGAGACGACAAGAUACAUGACCUCCGUGACAUCAUUCGUGACCUUGAGGCUGACCUGUCCAACAAGUCGCAUUCGGUCCAUGAACUCACACUGAGAGUAUCCAAUCUGGAAGAGGCCCUGUCGGUGGCCCGACAAGGUGAACAGGAGGCCUUGCACGAGCUGGAGAAGGCACGAGGAGGAGCCCAAGGAAAUCGGUCAGCCGAUAUGGUGAAGCGGGUACGGCAGCUAGAGGAACAGCUGGAGGCCCGCACCCAGGAGCUUGACAAGAUGGUCCAGAUGGGAUCCCUGCUGCAGGAGUUCCGGGCGCAGGUGCGUUCCCUGGAGGAGAAGGUGGAGAGUCGUAUCCGCCAGGUGCAGGAUGCACAUGGCUCUCUGCGGCAGCUGGUGCAGGCGCUGAGCCCAGUGGGAGGAUCCCGUGAAGGAGCCCUGUCGGGCACCAGUGAGGACUCUUCGUCCCUGUCAGCUGGGGGCGUGCAGACCUUGUCGGUUGAUGACAUACGGGACGGCCUGUCGCCCAGUGCCCUGCAGUGGGACGAGCUGCGCGGCCUGGAGGAGAAGGUGGAUGCCCUUGUGGCAACCGUGGGUGACACCUUCCAGGAGAAUGCCCAGCUACGCAAGGUUCUCAAGGCCACCAAAAAGGACAAAGAGGAACUUGAGCGUGAGAAGAGGGCUCUCCAGGAACUGAACCAGCAGCAGCUGCUGCAGGUGUCUGCGCUGAAAGCGCACGUAGAGGACACCCGGCUGGGGCUCUCCCCAUCGUGCAGCCAGGGAGGAGGCCCCGUGGGCCAGCAGCUACGCCAGCUCCGGAAGGACCUGCUGCGCGAGAAAGAGGCCCGCGAGGUCGCCGAGCACAAGUUGCAGCUGAGCACGGAGCAGGUGACCAGCCUUCGCGGCCAGCUGAACCAGCAGCGCGAGCUAGUCACCAAACAGCGAGAACGACACAGGCCGUCGCAACACGCAGGCACGCUCACCCGAGACCUCGAGGCCAACCGCUCCCCUCCUACCCCGCACUUUGCAAAGCUACAGAAGCUUACAAGCACACGAGGAACCAUGACUCAGCUGAGCCUGCAGCAGCUGCUGGAACUGGAGGCCGCUCAGCAGAGGGUCCGGACCCUGGAGCGCACGGCAGAGCUGGAGGCAGCGUGCAGCACCAAGGACGAGCCUGUCGCAGAAACAGCAGAGGCAGUCAUGUUACCCACGCAAAAGCAGGACGUUGCCAAUUUGCAAGCACUGCUGCAGGAGCGAGAUGAAGAAAUUGAAGCCCUGCACCAGGCUGUUGAUGCGCAGGUAUCUCCACUGCGUGAAAAGCUGCACUCAAUGGAGGAAGAGCUGGUGAGUCGAGAGCGUGCUUGGAGCGAGCAGCGAGAGUGCCUAAAGCAGGAGUUGGCUCGCGCACGGGAAGCACAUGAAAUCAGUUCAAGGCGGCUGCAACUUCGGCUACACGAAGCCCAGCAACUGCACGCUAAUGCUCAGGAGGCACUCCGAUCGGAGGUGCUUGCGCUCAGGGACACCCUGUCACGGAGCGUGCCUAAGGACGAGGCGGCAGCUGCACUGAACAAGGCAGUGUCAGCCGAGCGGGAGCAGCAGCAGAGCAAGCACCACGAGGAAAUCCGGCUGUUGGAGGAGACUUGGAAGGAACGCCUGGAGGCUGAGCGCAAGCGGCUAGAGCAGGAGCAUGCCCAGCACACCGCUGACCUGGAGCGCCAGUGCCAACUGCAUGCGCGCAUGCGCACCUGGAACCGCACAGACCUGGAGAAGGAGAUGGCCUCCUAUCUUGAGCAGGAAACUGCUGCAUUGGACGCACGGCACCAGAACGCAGUGGAGGCGCUUCGACAACAGUGUGAACAGGAGAAGCAACAGAUGAGGCAGGGGCACGCAGAUGAGAUGCAGCGCCGCCUCGAGAAACUCUGUGCAGAUCUUGCCAGAGAGCACUCAGAACAGCUGGCCAAGCUCAGAGAGACGGCCGAAGCCGAAAAGGCAGCGCUUCUGCAGGAGUGCCAAAAUGCGGAAGUACAGUCGUCGGCCUGCAACACAUGUCAACAGAUAGCAAACAGGGACAACAGUGUGCCAGGCAGUAGCGGUGGCAAGGUGGCUCAGCUGCUGACCCAGGAAGAGAUCCACAGCCUGGUCAGUCGUCGCAUCACUGAGGAGGUGACCCGACUGUGCAGGAUGCACGAGGCCGAGGUGGCUGAGCUGAAGAAGGCUGUGGAAAGGCAGUGGGGCACUGAGCACCGGGUUGGGACAUCGGCAACAGAAGGCUCCACCGCCAAGGAGGUGAGCACUUCAACUGAGACAAAAGACGUGCAACACCUGCAGCAGGAACUCCAGGCGGAGAUAGCGCACCUGCGUGCCGAGAUGGCCAGAAUGCUUCAAGAGAAGGAAGAGGUGCUGACAGCCCGCGCAGACCAGCGCCUGCUGUCCACUAAGGCGGAUUUCCAGCGGGAGCGGGACGAGCUUUCGGAAGCACUGCGGAGGGCUCAGGCAGAGGCGACGCAGCAAGAUGCUGCUCACCGUGAGCAGCUGCGGAGGAUGGAGGCGACCCUGCGAGCGCAGCUGGAGGCGGAGAAGGGGCGCCUCGCACUACAGCAGGAGCAGCUGGUGUGGCGGCUGCGGGAGGAGCACACACAGCAGUUGCAGGCCCUUCGCACAGAGCAAUUGCGCGAGGUGGAGGCCCUCCGGGAGGAGCUAGACCGAGCCAAGCUGAAGCUGCGGGCCCACAAGAUGGCUGCCAUGCUGCGCUCUCGUGGCAGUACACCGCCUUCAGACAAUGGAAGCACUGCUUCGAGCUUGGCUUCAGCCGGCACCCUGGACGAAAGCAACUCUCAGGAUUCCAUGGUGUCGCCAGCUCUUCGUGACCUGCUAGGAAAGAUAUAUCGCGAAGGACUACAUGUGCUGUCCCUGACAGAACGGCAGUUGCUGCAGCGACACUUGACACCAUCACCCGAACGCAGUGGCAACACAACAGCAGCGUCCGACCACUCUACAGCCACUGUCAAAGCUGUUGCUCCAGCCACGGCAAAUGACGUUCAGCAGUUGCACGAAGCACUGAAGCAGGAGUGCCUGGCUCACAAAAAGGCACUCGAUGAACUUCAGGAACAAAUGGACCUUGCCAGGGAUCAGCAUGACCAGAAGGAGCUAAAACUCAAGGCCAAAGUGGAUACACUGGAGGGUCAGCUUCGGCAGGAGCGGUCGCGGGCAGAAGAGCUCAAGCAGCGGCUGGACGCAGAGCAGGCCAAGACACUGGAGCUGCUCACGCAGCUCAAUAGCCAGCGAUCCUCGUGUCUGGAACUGGAGAUGGCACUGGCCAAUUGCCGGUCCGACCUUGCCGAUGCUAAUCGCCAGAUACUGGCCCUCAAGCAGGAAGUCCUCCAUUGCAAGAGCUCCCUGGAGGUGGAGAAACUGCAUGCACAGAACAUGUUGAAUGCUGUCAACGCUGAGCGAGCUCACUUUAACCAGCUACAAGCCACUUUGGAGCUGGAGAGACGCCGUGGAGCCAUGACGCGCGAGCAGGACCAACAGCUCAUUCAUGAGCUCAGAGCAGGACCCUCAUCUCUUCCGUCCACACCAGCACGGCACACACAGUUGAGCGAAAUCGAGAAGAUGCGUGGGGCUCCUCUAUCAAGCACGGCUCACUUGGACAGCUCACUGUUCGGUGAAGGAGACAACACUGGCAAUCGCGGCGGUGGCCACUACCUAUGUGCACGAGAGAAGCUGACAUUGAGUCAGUCUCUGCUGAAAGCGGAGGAGGAGAUAUCAAGACUAAGGCAGCUCACCCUUAGCCAGGACCUGUUACUUGGCCAGACAGCAGCAGAUGGCAACCCCUCACCCGCCAUCUGUCGUCUGCUACACAAGCUGUACUGGAAGUACCGCAAGGCAGAGAGCUGGCGCAAGGGCCUCAUCUACCAGAAGCAGUACUUGCUCAGCCUCCUUCAGGGCUUCCAGGCAACUGAGGACGUGGCUUUGCGAAUGUUAUCUGGCUCCCGACGUCGACCUCCCCCUUCGCCUCCACCCUUGCAUCACAUCGAUGGAAUAGGGACCUCUAGUGAAGAUGAUGGGCGCCCAAGGCAGCAUGGUUUCCGUCUGCACUCUGCCGACUCCUCUGGCGGUCGUCACUUCCAGCACUUGCUGGCCUACCAGUCAAGGGGUCACCAAGACUCGGUGGACGACGCUCCACUGCCUUCAGGAUCAUCCUCCCACUCAUCAGCUGAUGGGUCUUCGGGCAUAGCAUCAUCACCGCCCAUGCCUGCACGGUUCCGAUUCCGGUCGGCAGUGCAGGCAGUGGUAGCACUGCACCGCAUGCAGCACCUGGUGCACAAGUGGCGGUUGGCGGCAUGCGUGCCUCCGACGCCUGUACUUCUGCACAAGGUGGAGCUGGCAGUGCGUUCAGUGCCACACGGUGGCACUUGGAGGCUAGGAGCGUCCACCAGUUCGGGCCUCUCUAUGGUCACGGCACGGUCAUCGCAGUCUUCACUGGUUUCAGCUAACACGAGCCAAGCAUCGGCAGCGACAGUGCUGUGCCACAGGCUACCACAGCCACCAUCACCCAGGACCCCAUCACGGCCUUCUCAGAGUCAGCCUGCAAGUAUGCGGGAGUUUGUGGAGAGGCUGGACAGUUUACACAAGCAGUUCGGCCUUAGUGAUGACCAGCAUUGCUGACACACCGCCACUGGGUGGAAGGUGUUGAUGACAAUGUUGGACAGUGCGCACAGUAGUUCAUUGUACCCUCCAGCAAGAAUACAUCAACGCACAGACAAGGGAUUGAAUAGCUUUUCAGAAAGCUGCUCUUUGGGACCGUGUAGAUAACUAAUGUGUUCAGAGUAGAUUUUUGCAUUGCUGUUAAAAAAGACUGCUAUGUUUUCUACUUUCUCGCUACCUGAAGAGGGUACUCUAUGCAAGCCGUGGGGAAAGGUUUAUUUAUGCUCGAACAGACGCCUUCUGGUGUAGGCAUGCUCAGCACUCUUCUAGUCUUGACUGAGUGUGAGGAGACGCGGUAGUGAAAAGCAUCCUUCUGGUAAAGGCUGUUAUUGCAAAGUUUUUCGCAUCUGCGCAUAUUGUGCAGUUGCAUUGGCCCAACAGUUUUGCUUAGGAGCACAUAAUCUUAACCUUAUUAAAAUAUGUGUUGUGGCUACAUUUUUUUUUCCUUAUAAUGCUGUAGGCUUUAUUAAAAGGAGAGACAUUCUGGUGUAAUGUAAGUCAUGCUUGCAAAACUCUCGUGCACGUUUGUUUGCCUGUUUAAAUGGUGUACGACCUUUUAUGUACUAUGGUGUUUUUAUUUUCACGGUGCAACAUGCAAUGUGUUGCUUUUAUGUAUGGUCCUAAUGUCCAACUGCUCAUUUGUCUGCGUUUGUGAUUAUACAUGCAGAUGGCAUAGUGCUGAGAGGAAAUGGGGAGGCUCAAAUUUUUUACCCUCUGCCAAACAGUUGGUGCCACUAAACAGGGUGGAUUCUUCUGCCGUCAUCAACUCGGGUUCCUUACUCUGUCUGCACAUCAUCUGUGCAGAGCGGCCAAAAACAAAGAGGGGAACCUUCGAAGUCAGUGCCUUUUCUCAAGUGUGCUUGACCGUGCUUCAGGGUGUAGCUUCAGGGUGUAGUUGUAGUUUUAAAAUUCCUUGUAGCUUUUUAGACCUGCUUUGGUUUUGUCUUAUAUGGUUUUGGCUGAGAACUCUACACAUUGUAUAUAGAAUAUGUAUAUUUUACAAGCAGCAAGUAAGUGUCUAAUGUUAAUGUCUUGCUACUGUGCUUGAACAUACAAUGACAUGCUAUUGGCAGGGGCUGAUGACCUUGCAAAUAAAAAUGUACAUACCUGUUCAGAGAAA
Dermacentor silvarum is the source of this 13194-nucleotide messenger RNA. Its product is annotated as protein lava lamp. Gene Ontology annotation, biological process: signal transduction. The record is from RefSeq and is a predicted model, not a curated record. The transcript is spliced from 43 exons. Lineage: Eukaryota; Metazoa; Arthropoda; Arachnida; Ixodida; Ixodidae. The coding region runs from base 819 to 12035 and encodes 3738 amino acids. Gene Ontology annotation, molecular function: molecular adaptor activity.